This is a messenger RNA of Rangifer tarandus platyrhynchus (Svalbard reindeer), 1233 nucleotides long. NCBI's taxonomy places the organism in Eukaryota, Metazoa, Chordata, Mammalia, Artiodactyla, Cervidae. The record is from the annotation of a GenBank genome assembly.
AUGGGGGGACAGGUGAGGCUGCCGCCCGGAGAGCCCUGCCGAGAAGGCUCGGUGCUGUCCCUGAGCUGCCCGAACGCCUCCCAGGCUUGGUGUGCGAUCACACGUGUGUCGCGGCUGCUCGCCUCUCCUGUCCUCUACAGGGGCCUGAAUUCCAGCGGAGCCAACCUGAGUGUUUCUACAGAGAGCAAAUACAGCCUUUAUAUAGGCCUGGUCCUGGCAAUAAGUUCCAGCAUUUUUAUUGGCUCCAGUUUCAUCUUGAAAAAAAAGGGCCUCUUGCAACUGGCCAAAAAGGGUGUCACUAGAGCUGGACAAGGUGGACAUUCUUACCUCAAGGAAUGGCUCUGGUGGGCAGGAUUACUCUCAAUGGGAGCAGGAGAGGUUGUGAAUUUUGCAGCUUAUGCUUUUGCUCCUGCCACUCUGGUCACCUCACUGGGCGCGCUGAGUGUUCUUGUAAGUGCAAUAUUGUCUUCCUACUUUUUAAAUGAGCAAUUGAACAUUCAUGGGAAAAUAGGCUGCAUAUUAAGUAUAUUGGGAUCAACAGUGGUGGUUAUCCAUGCCCCACAAGAAGAGAAAGUUGCUACUCUGCAUGAAAUGGAAAUGAAAUUGAGAGACCCAGGGUUUAUCUGCUUUGCUGUGAUCAUAACUGUGAUCUCCUUGGUACUGAUUUUGGUUGUGGCACCCAAGAAAGGACAGACCAACAUCUUGGUCUACGUGUCAAUCUGUUCAUUGAUUGGAGCCUUCUCAGUUUCCUCUGUCAAGGGCCUGGGCAUUGCCGUUAAGGAACUACUGCAAUGGAGACCCGUUUAUGAGCAUCCCCUGGUCUUCAUUUUGUUGGCUGUACUUGUGCUUUCGGUGACGACACAGAUCAACUAUCUCAACAAGGCACUGGACACCUUUAAUACAUCUCUUGUGACUCCCAUUUAUUACGUGUUGUUCACAUCCAUGGUAGUGACUUGCUCCGCCAUCUUAUUUCAAGAAUGGUACGGCAUGAAUGCUGGAGAUGUCAUCGGGACUUUGAGUGGGUUCUUCACCAUCAUCAGUGGCAUCUUCCUUCUACAUGCUUUUAAAAACAUUGACAUUACCUGGAGUGACCUGACAUCCACUACUCGGAAAGAAGUCCUCUCUGCGAAUGGCAGUGAAGACAAAUAUGUCUUACUAGAGAACACAGACUAUUCAGUCCCGGGAUUCGAUGAUGACAUUACCUUGUAUAGCAGGACUAGUCAAAAUCCCUAG